CUUUCAGUGUCUUCAAUGAUACGCAAGUCGGCUAGUGUUAUAUUCUUUCACGGCUCGGGCGACACGGGACCCAAUGUACUCGCGUGGGUGCGCAAUUUGAUCGGACGCGAUUUCGCUGGAUCGCAUAUCAAAUAUAUAUUUCCCACAGCGCCGAAGCAGAAAUAUACGCCAUUUGGCGAUGAAAUAUCCACGGUGUGGUUCAAUCGCACAUCCGUUGACAUUGACGCACCCGAAGAGGUGGAGAGCAUGUCUAAGAGUUACGAUAUAGCAAAUGGACUAAUACAGAAUGAGGUGGAUCUAGGCGUAGCGACGGAUCGCAUCAUUGUCGGUGGCUUUUCGAUGGGCGGAGCUCUGGCUCUGCACACGGGCUAUCGCCUGAAUAUGGAGCUGGCGGGCGUAUUUGCGCACUCCGCGUUCCUGAACCGCGAGUCGAUUGUCUACGAGUCGCUGGAGGGCAAGUCAAUGCAUCCAGAACUCUGCAUGUUCCAUGGCACAAGCGACGAUAUCGUGGCCUACAAAUGGGGUCUAGAUACUUUCGACAAGCUGCAAAAUUUGGGCGUAAGUGGAACGUUUACGACCCUGGAUAAUGCAGCACAUGAGCUGAUGGAGAGCUCGAUGUUGGACGUCGAGCGGUGGAUACUAAAAAAGUUGCCUCAGAGCUAGAGGGAGUUGAAAGCAAUUAAUUUUUAACAUGCAUUUCCUAACACUGAAAACUGUUCAACACUGCACAAAUGAUUAAUAAGCCAUUUUGCAACACUGUGUUAACUUUAGCUGUUUCCUGCAAAGUUUUUCUCUUAUCCAAAUGAAUGAAU
Messenger RNA from Drosophila hydei, 812 nucleotides. RefSeq names its product lysophospholipase-like protein 1. The annotation marks the transcript as partial. Gene Ontology annotation, molecular function: carboxylic ester hydrolase activity; palmitoyl-(protein) hydrolase activity. Gene Ontology annotation, biological process: protein depalmitoylation. Lineage: Eukaryota; Metazoa; Arthropoda; Insecta; Diptera; Drosophilidae. The record is from RefSeq and is a predicted model, not a curated record. Gene Ontology annotation, cellular component: cytoplasm. The transcript has a single exon.